Molecule: messenger RNA, 1212 nt
Organism: Chelmon rostratus (copperband butterflyfish)
Lineage: Eukaryota; Metazoa; Chordata; Actinopteri; Chaetodontiformes; Chaetodontidae
Gene: opn8c
Product: opsin 8, group member c
Exons: 4
Coding region: 1-1212 (403 amino acids)
Biological process (GO): G protein-coupled receptor signaling pathway
Cellular component (GO): membrane
Molecular function (GO): G protein-coupled receptor activity
Source: RefSeq, a predicted model, not a curated record
AUGCCUCUGAACUCCUCUGAUGACAACCGGACCACCUCUGCGUUCACCUCCAAACUGACCCCGGCCGCUGACACAUGUGUGGGACUGACCAUCCUCUGCGUCGUUCUGCUCUCCAUUCUGGGCAAUGGGCUGGUUCUGGUGAUUUGCUACCGCAGGAGGAAGAAGAUGGCGGGCUCUGAGCUGCUGUGCGUCAACCUGGCCGUGGUCGACUUCCUCUGCUGCAUCUGCUUCUACCCGCUCUCCAUCCUGUCAUCCUUCCACCACGCGUGGCUGGGAGAAAACAUCACGUGCGUUUACUACGGCCUCGGCUGCUACAUCUUCGGCCUGUGCGGCAUGUUCACCAUCGCCGCCAUCAGCAUCAUCCACUACCUGAAGACGUGCUACAGCUUGGUUUACGCUGUGUGGUUGGAGGGAGCCAACAUCCGGAUAGCGUGCGUUGGCAUCUGGCUCGUGGCCACGGUGUGGUCCAGCCUGCCUCUGUUCGGCUGGGGGGAGUACGUCCCGGAGCCUUACGGACUGUCCUGCACCAUCGCCUGGAGGGGUUAUCACACCUCGGCCAAGGACGCCUUGUACGUCAUCUGCUCCUUCGCCUGCUUCACGCUGGUUCCCGUCCUCCUCAUUGUGGCGUCCCAGUGUCAGAUCCUCUACAAGGUGUCCCGCUUCUCCUACUCGCUGUCUGCGAGAGGCAUCCCCAACAACCUGCGCCACGCUGAAAAGCGACUCUCUGUGAUGUUUUUCUGCAUCAGCCUGGGCUUUGUGGUUGCCUGGGCCCCGUACGCCAUUGUGUCCUUCCUCUUCAUUUUCCACAAGGAGAACCGGUACAUGGCUCCCGAGGGCUUCGUGUUCCCCGCCCUCUUCGCCAAAAGCUCCCACAUCUACAACCCGUUCAUCUACUUCUACUUCAACAAGACUUUUCAGCAGGAGCUUCGCCGCCUGCUCCUCUCCUUAUGGCCCAAGCUGGGAGGAAACCGAGUCGGGGUCCACACCGCCACGGUCCUCCAAGCGCCGUCUCAUCCCAUCCACAUCCAGCUUCAGGAGAGAGGCUGCGUCCAAAAGAAGAACUUUGGCUUGUCUCAGGACAGAACUUACAGCAACAGCAAAGGCAGCAACCGUGUCGUGGGCAGGCCGGUGUACGCCUGCUGGGGCUCGAAGAACGCCCCCUCCCCCUUGGACAAUAAAUCCGCCAAAGACUCCCCGUCUGUCUCUAUAUGA